Salvia hispanica is the source of this 1084-nucleotide messenger RNA. Its product is annotated as floral homeotic protein AGAMOUS-like. Gene Ontology annotation, biological process: positive regulation of transcription by RNA polymerase II. The record is from RefSeq and is a predicted model, not a curated record. NCBI's taxonomy places the organism in Eukaryota, Viridiplantae, Streptophyta, Magnoliopsida, Lamiales, Lamiaceae. Gene Ontology annotation, cellular component: nucleus. Gene Ontology annotation, molecular function: DNA-binding transcription factor activity; RNA polymerase II transcription regulatory region sequence-specific DNA binding; protein dimerization activity.
GGUCAUUUUCUUGUUUUAUAAAUACACACAACAGCUAGUGGAAACAACCAUUUUCUGCAUCUCUCUUGCACAUUUGAGAGAAUCAAAAGCUCAAAACACAGAAAAAUUCAACCUUUUUUUUCUCAAUACUCCUCCCCACUAAGCUGGAAAUGGAGCUCCAGAGUGAUCAAUCAAGGGAGAUGUCAGCUGAGAGGAAGAUUGGGAGGGGAAAGAUCGAGAUCAAGCGGAUCGAAAACACGACAAAUCGGCAGGUUACCUUCUGCAAGAGGAGAAAUGGAUUGCUCAAGAAGGCCUAUGAAUUGUCUGUGCUUUGUGAUGCUGAGGUUGCACUAAUUGUUUUCUCAACCAGAGGGAGACUCUAUGAGUAUGCCAAUAACAGCGUUAAAGCAACAAUUGAGAGGUACAAGAAAGCAUCCUCAGAUUCCUCCAGUAGUGGCUCUAUUUCUGAAGCUAACACUCAGUAUUACCAGCAAGAGUCUUCAAAGCUCCGUGCACAAAUCAGUAAUUUGCAGAACAAUAAUAGGAACAUGGUUGGUGAGUGUUUAGGUGCUUUGAAUUUGAGGGAGCUCAAGAAUUUGGAGACUAAAGUGGAGAGAGCAAUUGGCAAAAUCAGAUCCAAGAAGAAUGAGCUUCUCUUUGCUGAAAUUGAGUACAUGCAAAAGAGGCAGGAGAUUGACUUACAUCAAAACAAUCAAUACCUUCGAGCAAAGAUAGCUGAAACUGAGAGAGGGCAGCAGCACAUGAACUUGAUGCCCGGGAGUUCCGAUCAGUAUCACAGCCUCGUUCAAUCUCAGCCGUUCGACUAUCUCCAACCCUCCGAUGAUUACCAUAGGCAAGACCAGACUUCUCUGCAAUUAGUCUAACCUUAUGUGGAGGCUGUUCUGUCGUGGCAAGUGAGCUUCAUCGAUUCAAAAACUCGUUGUUAUACUUAUAUUGUUGGUUGAUUAACUUUAUGUUAAUGUUGUAUUCUUGUUUGUUGAGGCUUAAAAUUUAGUUCAUAUAUGUAUUUGUGACCUAUAAAUAUUUGACAAUGCUUAACUAAUUACUACUACUACUACUUAAUUAAUAAUGUAUAUUUGAUGUU